UGAACGCAGCAUGACGCGGGGCGUGGAGGGAUUCUGAUUGGGCUGCUGAGGACUCAGAAAAACAGGUUACGCCAUAUUGUCAACUUCCGAGGAGACCGCUCCAUUUCUUAAAACAUGCCCAAAUAGCGGACUCUAUCGACUGUAGACGCAAAGAUGGCGCACAUUGGUGCAAUGCAAGACGCAGCCGCGGAGGACUGCUCUGUCCCGCAAGGGCCCGGUGUCUGCCUGCGAAGUCGACCGUUCUCCAGCGAGAGAGACGGCCAGGUGCGGGCUGUCAAAGCGGUUCUUCAGUCCAGCCUGGGGCCCUACGAGCCCGCCCUGACCUACCUACAGUCCGUCCUGGUGUGGGAAAGACCUCUACAGUGUGUGCUUCUCUACACGGUGGUCAACGUGGUGUUCUGGUUCUUCGCCCUGACCUCACUGCGCAUGCUGUUCCUGCUGGCUUCUGGUCUGGCUCUGGUUGUCUGUGUUGAUACCUGGAGAAAUAAGAUCUUGCCAGAGAUUGGAGUCAGAAACCUGGAUGAAUCAGAAAAUGAGAGCUGGGGUCUGGUGCAGCCUGGCAUCCUCAGUGUGCCUGAACUGGUCCACCACAUCGCUGAGGCUUGGGUCAGUGGAGCAGUUCUUGCAUCCAGUGUGAUGCAGUACAAACAACACAACCCUGGCAAGUUCUGCAUCCUGACCUGUGGACUGUUCACCUGCUUGGCUGUGGUUGGAAGCCACAUUCCUGGAUUGGUGCUCUCCUACUCUGCUAUGUGGGCCACUGUCCUGGCUCCUCUGGGAGCCUAUCACAGGGUUUUUCAGCAUGUGUGCAUGAAGCUGGAUCCGGUCCUGCAGAGACUGGACUUUAGUGUUUGUGGCUACAUGAUGUCAAAGCCUGUUGAUAAUCAGUUCCUGCGGAGGCCUCUGCGUGUUUUAGCCUCAGGUGAAAACAGUGAUAGCGAGGAGGAGGAGCUGGCUGCUUUCUGCCCAACAUUUGAUGAUGCCAUCGUUGCUAAAGAACUCGCUCUGACGGACUCUGAGCACUCUGAUGCUGAGGUGUCCUACACUGAUAAUGGAACAUUUAACCUAUCGCGUGGCCAGACUCCGCUCACGGAGGGCUCUGAGGACUUUGACAGACACAGUGAUGCUGAGGAAUCGUUUGCUCGAGACCUCCAAGGCUUCCCGUCCAUAAACCCCGAUGCCACUCUGAUGGAUGAUGACGACGAUGACACGAGCAUCGGUCUACUAAGUCUGGGUCUGUCUGGGCUAGCUAGUCACCGGGCCUCAGUGCUGGAUGCUCAUCUGGACUCGGAUCAGGAGGAUCUGGAUGCAGAACUUUCUCUCAGCGGCCUGCCACCUGCCUCUGAUUUCGCCGGAGACUUGGCCGGAGUCAUCGCCAGCAACAUGAUCCAGGCAGCGCUGGCUGGGGCGCUGCAACCUCGGCCUCCUGCUAGCCAGCGCAGAGAAGGCCCUCCCAGGGCUGGAGCCCAGCGAAGCUACCGCAAGCAGUCCAGCUCUGAGCUGGACACAGACUUGGACGUAGAGGACUUUGAAAUGCUGGAUCAGUCUGAACUGAACCAGAUGGAUCCCCUUGGAGGAGGAGGGAGUACUAGAAGGGGGGAGAGCCAGGGGUCUAACUUCUUGUCUAGCCUGCUAGGUAAACCACAGUAGUGUGGUGUGUGUGUGUGUGUGUGUGUGUGUGUGUGUUGUGUGUGUGUGUGUGUGUGUGUGUGUGUGUGUGUGUGUGUGUGUGUGUGUGUGUGUGUGUGUGUGUGUGUGUGUGUGUGUGUGUGUGUGUGUGUGUGUGUGUGUGUGUGUGUGUGUGUGUGUGUGUGUGUGUGUGUGUGUGUGUGCACAUGCACAUGCACAUGCGUGCAACUUCAUGGGCAGUGUUCAUGUGAUGAGCUGUGAUUGUGUGAGAGGAUGUUCGGUUCUAAUUGGCAUCAGAUUAUCACUGUGAAGAAUUCAUCUUUUUCUACUGUCUUUCAUCCCUUACUUUUAAACCCUGAUCAUCCACACUUUUACUUUGUAAAAGCAAUAGGAAAUGCAACAACAAACAUGAAACACAUUCACACAUUAUUAUUAUUAUUAACCAGCAUUAUUGAGCCGUGUUGCAGUCUUGUAAUUAUGUGGACCCAUAAGUUGCGAGGGUUCUUGCGAAUUACUUCAAAAUACAGAACAGUGCCCAUACAAUCUUUUUUACUAUACAGGGCUAUUUAACAUGGGACCAAAUAUGACAUUCCUGUUGGUUGAGCUGAGCCACAUUACUUUGGUAAUAACACUAUGGAACAGCAUUACGUGUUGAUAUAGCUAAAUACACCCCUCAUUUGUUUCUGUCAAAUUAUUUUCAAAGAACCAGCAGUUAUUGUUGCUGUUGAUAUUAUUGCUCUGCCGUUAUCUGACAGAUUAAUUUUAUUCCAGGUUUACAGAUUUUAAUUAAUGUUAUUUAGACUUGUCAGCAGUUGUGAAUUUGGACUGAUUCUCUAUUCAUAAUAUUUGCAUAUGGCUCUCAGUUCUCUAUAAGCUUUUUAAAAAUUUUUCCUUUCUCUGACAUACCCCCCCCCCCAAAAAAGUCCCAUCAUAGUCUCAUGCUGUCUGACCUGGAGGAAUUUAUGUUUGUUGUUCAUUGUAUUCAUGAACUUGUGCACCAGGAGCAUGUGUGUAUGUUCAGAAUGUUUCAUUUCCCUGCCUUUUUAUUACAGCGCAAUAGUAUAUUAUGUCCAUGUUUAAUACUUUGAAUGAGCCCGCAAGUAAUAUUUAAACAAGUUUCUUUAACUUUGAACUUUUUAGUUCAUUUAGUUGACAGUCAUGCUGAAUUUUUUAAUAGAAAAAGUUGAUGUUCUUCAAUACAUGGAUCUUUUACUAUUUCAUUGGGGGAACAUGUUUACAUCAAAAUUGGGUACAGAAAGUUAUCCUUAAAGUGUUGGUAUGUAAAGCUUUUAUGUGUUGGUCAGCAUGAUUUUCUUUUGAUGGACAAACCAUGUCAGUAUGACACAACUUUACUGUGGAAAUGGCACUUAAAACUUAAAUAAGCCACAGUGAAGAUUUAUUCAAAUGAAAACAUGCUUUUUAAUAAGUGCAUUGCUCACUUUAAUUGUGAUAUUUUGAGAGGACAAUUAUAGAAGCAAUUAUUAUUUAACACAAUAUAAAAGAACUGCUGGAUCGACAUUCAGGAAGUGAAGUAGAUAUAAAUGUGCACUUUUUAGGACUUUGCUGGGAUUUUUAUGCUGAAAAAAGAGCAGGUCCUCCUCGGGUCCCCUCAGUUAACCAGAGUGUUGCUCCAAGAAGAGUCAGUUUGAUCAUAUAAUGUGCAUAGUAGUGUAUCUUCUCUGUAGCUGGUUUUGAUGUGCAAAUCUUAUUGAAUAAAAUGUUUGCAAUGAAA
Cyclopterus lumpus (lumpfish) is the source of this 3361-nucleotide messenger RNA. It is a transcript of the gene retreg3, whose product is annotated as reticulophagy regulator family member 3. Gene Ontology annotation, biological process: reticulophagy. Bases 154 to 1650 code for a protein of 498 amino acids. NCBI's taxonomy places the organism in Eukaryota, Metazoa, Chordata, Actinopteri, Perciformes, Cyclopteridae. The record is from RefSeq and is a predicted model, not a curated record. The transcript is spliced from 10 exons.